GAUCGUUGUGCGGACAACAACUGAAACAGCAGGACGGAAGUUAACAUCUCGGAGGUAGCGGAGUGACAACAUCUUCCCACCGGCCCUUAACACCAUGGCUGAACCGGAACAGGCGCCAGAACAACCGAAGGCGACCGUGCAAAAGCAUAUUAUCGCUAGCAAGGUUACCGGCACCGUAAAAUGGUUUAACGUAAAAAGUGGAUAUGGGUUUAUCAAUAGGAAUGACACCAAGGAAGAUGUGUUCGUUCAUCAAUCAGCUAUAGUGAAAAACAAUCCCAGAAAAGCGGUGCGAUCAGUAGGCGACGGAGAAGUCGUUGAAUUCAGCGUAGUCGUAGGGGAGAAAGGAAAUGAGGCCGCUAAUGUGACAGGCCCAGAUGGAGAACCAGUGAGAGGCUCCCCUUACGCGGCCGACCGUAGGCGCGGCUACCGUCAAUGGUUCUAUCCAAGAGGUCGCGGUGGCGGCAGAGGACGUGGACGUCCAAGGGAUAACCAAACUGACGGUGAAGGCAAAGAGGGGUCCGGUUCGGGCGGUGACGGCCAAGAAGGUGGGCCAGGACGCCGUUAUCGGCCUAGGCGUGGACGCGGUGUAUACGGAGGAUACUACCGUGGACCUUACCGCGGCGGACCACCGCCCCAAGGCGGCGAAGAAGAAGUUGGCGAUGGUGAGAACAACACCAGAGGCCGUGGAGGUCCACCCCGUCGCUUCUUCCGCAGAAACUUCCGCGGAGGAAGAGGCGGUGGCCGCAGACCCCGCUCUCAAGAAGGUGGUCCAGCGGAGCAAAGUGGUGAAGAGGGACCUCGUGGACAACCGCGACCCCGCUUCCGCAGACGCGGAGCUGGACGUUCUCGCACAGAUAACUCCCAAUCUGAUUCCGCAAACAAGGCUGAAAAUGCCACAGGAACUAUCAAAACGGAAGAGAGCCAGCCUGUGCAGAAUACAACCACCGAGAGUACAGCUUAGAUCUCGAGUGGUAUAAAAAAGCAAGAAGAAAAGAAGAAAAAAAACAUAAUAUUAAAAAGAAAAAGUAUAAAAAAAGAGAGUAUCAAAAGAUUUGAUUUUUUUUAAUUCGUCAAAAAAAAAACAAAAUUAAACCAAAAAAAUACGCAAAAUCGUGAAUUUUCCGGAGGAAAAAUCUCUAAGGAUGGGUAUUUUCAAGAUUUGUUAUCAUAACUUAGCUUUUUUCAACAGUGUUCAGCCUUUGAUUUUUUAUGUGGGUGUUUAAUUAAUAUACUUAUAAUUGGUGA
Molecule: messenger RNA, 1245 nt
Organism: Nicrophorus vespilloides
Lineage: Eukaryota; Metazoa; Arthropoda; Insecta; Coleoptera; Silphidae
Gene: yps
Product: Y-box factor homolog
Exons: 7
Coding region: 95-961 (288 amino acids)
Biological process (GO): regulation of gene expression
Cellular component (GO): nucleus
Molecular function (GO): nucleic acid binding
Source: RefSeq, a predicted model, not a curated record